CGGACCGGGCCCAUGGCGGCGUCGGCGGCCCUGUCUGCGGCGGCGGCGGCGGCGGCCCUGUCGGGCCUGGCGGUGCGGCUGUCUCGCUCGGCCGCGGCCCGAGGCUCAUACGGCGCCUUCUGCAAAGGGCUCACACGCACGCUGAUCACCUUCUUCGACCUGGCCUGGCGGCUGCGCGUGAACUUCCCCUACUUCUACAUCGUGGCCUCGGUGAUGCUCAACGUGCGCCUGCAGGUGCGGAUCGAGUGAGCGCCCGCGACCACCGCCGCCCGGCCACGACGGCAGGGGCGCCGGCAUGAAGCUCCGCGGGGCCCAGGGCCGCCGGGACGCGGCGGGGGAAGGAGGAGGGGCGGCUUGGGCCCCCGGACCCUAGAGCUCGGCGGAGGUCACGGCCACCGAGCCCCAAGCCCCGGCUCUGGUCACCCACGUCGCGGCCGGUGACAAACUGCACAGAAACUCGCGAAGCGGGCCCUUUCCAUCGCACUCGAGAAAAUUACUUGAGUGCGGCCGACCUGUUGCCUCACCUUGGCCGAAGUGGGGAGGAGAAGGAAGAAAUUGUGCAGCAGGAACGUGAAUGACUGGCCCUGACCGAAGAGCCCUUUGCACACCGGCCUCCCGCCUGGUCUCUGGGGCCAGGGGACGGCUCUCUGGCUGCUCCUGCUGUCCGUGAUGGUCCCCUCUCCGCUCUCCUGGGGCAUCCUCCAAAGGUCCGCAUCUGGGGACACGGAAGAGCAGGAAAGACGCAUUCCUCCUCGGCCCUCCCCCCAUCUCAGCCCCGCUCCCUCCAGCUCCUUCCAGUGCCUUCCCGGUGCCACAGCCCUGGACGGCCUCCAGCAGCCCCCGUGUCCCCAAGGAUUUGGGAAAGUGGGGAUCUCCUUGAGCGGAGGGCAGCUCUCGGCUGGGGUGGGGAGGACAGAUGGAGA
This is a messenger RNA of Kogia breviceps (pygmy sperm whale), 923 nucleotides long. The record is from RefSeq and is a predicted model, not a curated record. NCBI's taxonomy places the organism in Eukaryota, Metazoa, Chordata, Mammalia, Artiodactyla, Physeteridae.